Molecule: messenger RNA, 270 nt
Organism: Triticum turgidum subsp. durum (durum wheat)
Lineage: Eukaryota; Viridiplantae; Streptophyta; Magnoliopsida; Poales; Poaceae
Source: the annotation of a GenBank genome assembly
AUGGAUGAGCACAAAACGAGCCCAGAGUCCCUGCUGUUUGUUUUCUUGAGGGCACGCGACGACAACUCGCUCGAGGUUGAUUUCGGUGCACUGGACCUCUCCACGCCUCACCUAACGCCGCCGUCGUCCAUCGGCAACGGGAUGCAGUUCGUCUCCCGGAUCAUGUCUUGGAAGCUGAGCGGCAAGCCGGAGAGCAUGAAGCCACUGCUGGACUACCCCGGCGAGUCACACAGCAUUGCUUCUCGCACAAGUCUUGGUCGCCAGCCUUGA